AAGAAGAAAACGCGAAAUUAGGUGCAUCGGUACUGAUCAUAUUGAAUUGUGACGAGUCGCACAACACAUCUGGUUCGCAACGUCGCUUAAUAGCUUAUAAAAAAUAAAAAAAUUAACGUUUAUUUCAUAAAAUAUACAAAUUUUCAAAAAUGUACAUAAAGUACGAAAAUCUCGAGGAUAAAUUCGCUAAGAGACUGGACGAUUUGUUCGGCGUUAAAGACUGUCUGAUCGAAGUCAAUCCGGGCAAAUGUAUACUUCCGCCCAAGUACAAGGAUUUGGGGCAGAGAAUCAAAAAUAUGGAGGUCAGAUCUGAUGAUGUAUGGCUUGUGUCGUAUCCAAGAACAGGAAGUACUUGGGCUCAAGAAAUGGUUUGGUGUAUUUGCAAUGACUUGGAUUUUGUAAAAGCAAAAAGCAUGAUUGGACAACUAAGGACACCGUUAUUAGAGUUAACAGCACUUAUGGGUAACGACACGAGCAAAUUGAAAGACGAACUGGGCAACUCUGUGGAACAAGUGGAGAAUAUGCCGUCGCCCAGGUUCAUAAAAACACACUUGCCGGUGCCGUUGUUGCCCGAACAGUUGGCGAACGUCAAACCGAAAAUCGUCUACGUGACACGCAACCCAAAGGACAUGUGCGUGUCUUAUUAUCACUAUUGCAAGCUAAUACACGGCUUACACGGGUCGUUCGACGAGUUUUGCGAUCUGUUCAUACAGGGCAAGACGCCGAUCGGUCCGAUUUGGGAUCACAUACUGGGAUUCUGGGAACAAAAGGACGAACCGAACGUGCUGUUCAUCAAGUACGAGGACAUGAAAAAGGAUCUGAAAGGAGCCAUCAGACAAGUAUCAGAUUUUCUCAACAAACCCUUAACCGAUGAACAAGUUUCCGCUUUAGAAGACCAUUUGAGCUUCAACAGCAUGAAGAAGAACCCGGCUCUGAAUUUAGAACCAAUCCUUGCCAUGAUGGAGAAACAACCAUCAAACGGAACAAAUCCCGACGAAACAUUUAUUAGGAAGGGAAAAGUUGGGGACUGGAAAAACUACAUGUCAAAAGAAUUAUCAGGACAAUUCGACAAAUUUACAGAAGAAAAUUUAAAAGGGACUGAUCUCGCUUUUGAGACAAAUUGAUAUCAUUGAUACUAUAUAUUAUAAAAAAAAUUGUUGUAUCACUCUUAGUUUAUAAGUAUUCAGAUAAUAAGAAGUAUACGUAUAUAAAUGUAAGCAACGUUGUGCGUACACAUUACAUUAUUAAACAUCCUUUUAAAUCUCCAAUGAAAAUUUAAAGUUCUUCUUAGCAAUUUUUUAAAGAUUUUAUUUCCAAAGAAAUUAUCAUCUCUAUGUUUAGAAUCCAAACUUCAUUCUUCAUAGAACAGUUAUCUGAAAUUGACAUCAAUCCACUUCUUAAAAAUGAACUAAAUGAAAACGAAAAUAUAAGUUUUAGUUUUACCAACGUACCAAUUCUUUUUAGAUUGGGACCCACUUUAAUUAACAAAAACUUUUUUACUAUACUAUUUGAACUAUAUUAAAAAUCAAAAUCGAAAAUCCUAAAACAUGUUUUGUCGACUUUACAACACAAUUCAUACAAUUCUAUAUAAGAACUUAUUAUAAAAGAAACGUCAAAAUGCUUAACUAAAAAUAAUUUGACAUUAUUUUAAUAAUUUCCAAAAAUUUUUUAAAUUUGUAGUAUAAUCUAUUAUUAUUUAUUGUAUA
Rhopalosiphum maidis (corn leaf aphid) is the source of this 1706-nucleotide messenger RNA. It is a transcript of the gene St2, whose product is annotated as sulfotransferase family cytosolic 1B member 1. Gene Ontology annotation, cellular component: cytoplasm. Gene Ontology annotation, biological process: sulfation. Gene Ontology annotation, molecular function: sulfotransferase activity. The record is from RefSeq and is a predicted model, not a curated record. NCBI's taxonomy places the organism in Eukaryota, Metazoa, Arthropoda, Insecta, Hemiptera, Aphididae.